CGAAACUACCGUACCGUGGAGCAACGAUGCCGUCCUCUAAUCAAGGCGCACCACCGCCGAGCAUCGACGAGCUGUACAUGGAGCGCGAUUUCUACAUCGGACUUGCGCUGGCCGUGUCCAGCAGCAUUUUCAUCGGGUCUAGUUUUAUCAUCAAGAAAAUUGGUCUCCUCCGGCUGUCCCGGGUCGGUUCGGUGCGUGCCAGUGCCGGCGGGUUCGGGUACCUGCGCGACUGGAUCUGGUGGGCUGGCCUUAUCUGCAUGGGUGUUGGAGAGGCGGCCAACUUUGCUGCGUAUGCCUUUGCUCCUGCUUCCCUCGUUACGCCGCUCGGUGCACUUAGCGUGAUCGUAGCCGCCGUUAUGGCUUCCAAGUUUCUCAAGGAGCGGCUAAAUCUGCUCGGCAAGCUUGGCUGUUUUCUCUGCAUCGUAGGGUCAACGAUCAUCGUCAUACACUCACCGAAGGAGGGUGAAGUGGAGGAUCUUAAUCUGCUAAUUAAAAUGCUCCAAGAUCCCACCUUUAUUACGUACGUCGUGCUGAUCCUCUCCCUGUCGCUAUUCAUCGGAUGCUGCAUCGGUCCACGGUACGGUCACAAGCACGUUACCGUGUACAUUCUCCUGUGUUCCGCGAUCGGUAGCCUUACGGUCAUGUCCUGCAAAGCGCUCGGACUCGCACUGCGCGACACCCUGUCAGGCAAAUCGAACGAUUUCGGCAUGUGGCUACCGUACUUCCUCAUCCUCGUGACGGUGGUGUUUGUGGGCAUACAGGUGAACUACCUCAACAAAGCGUUGGACAUAUUCAACACAAGCAUCGUGACACCGAUCUACUACGUCAUCUUUACGACGCUGGUCAUUACUGCGUCGGCGAUCCUAUUCAAGGAAUGGCGUCACAUGCGCGCCGAAGACAUUAUUGGCGAUCUGUGCGGCUUUUUCGUCGUGAUCGUCGCUGUGAUACUGUUGAACGCGUUCCGCGAGAUGGACAUUAGCUUGAGCGAUGUGAAGGGUAUCAUGCGACCGAAGCGGGAACUGUUACACUCUUCGUCGCACAAGUGUGCCCAGUACGAGGACUAUCUCAACGAUAGCGAGGAACGAGGCCCGCUGAAGCCACAGUACGGAACGAACUACUUGAACGCGUAACGACAGCUAACGGGCGGGCGGGGUGGU
This is a messenger RNA of Anopheles maculipalpis, 1157 nucleotides long. It is a transcript of the gene spict, whose product is annotated as magnesium transporter NIPA2. NCBI's taxonomy places the organism in Eukaryota, Metazoa, Arthropoda, Insecta, Diptera, Culicidae. The transcript has 2 exons. Gene Ontology annotation, biological process: magnesium ion transport. Gene Ontology annotation, cellular component: membrane. The record is from RefSeq and is a predicted model, not a curated record. Gene Ontology annotation, molecular function: magnesium ion transmembrane transporter activity. Bases 27 to 1130 code for a protein of 367 amino acids.